This is a messenger RNA of Epinephelus moara (kelp grouper), 3364 nucleotides long. It is a transcript of the gene ints4, whose product is annotated as integrator complex subunit 4. The record is from RefSeq and is a predicted model, not a curated record. Gene Ontology annotation, biological process: snRNA processing. Lineage: Eukaryota; Metazoa; Chordata; Actinopteri; Perciformes; Serranidae. The coding region runs from base 93 to 3023 and encodes 976 amino acids. Gene Ontology annotation, cellular component: integrator complex. The transcript has 24 exons.
AGUGUCGGGGUAAAUGUAUUUUGCGAGUUGAAUACAUGAUGGAUGAGAGACCGACUGAAUAGGAAAGCUUGGCUAACUAUCUAUAUGUGACUAUGGCAGCCCAUCUGAAAAAACGAGUUUAUGAGGAAUUUUCCAAAGUUGUACAGAUUCCUCAUGAAGAAGCUCCAGCCAAAAAGCUGCGUCUAUCCAAACCCAGUAAGUCUGCGGCUCUUCACGUUGACCUCUGUAAGGCUACCAACUCCACUGAUGCCCUGCAGUACUUGCUGCAGUUUGCACGCAAGCCUGUAGAGGCGGAGAGUGUGGAGGGUGUGGUCAGGAUCCUGUUGGAUCACUACUACAAGGAGACAGAUAACUCUGUGCGGCUAAAAAUCGCCUCUCUGCUGGGUCUGCUGUCCAAAACGCAGGGCUUCAGCCCAGACUGCAUUGUGGAUGACGCCAUUAACACACUCAACAAUGAGAUAGAGUCUCAUCAGGUUCUUGCCCAGCUGCUGGACACUCUGCUGGUCGUUGGUACACAGCUACCUGAGAGUCCUGCAGUCAGACAGAGGCUCAUAGAGGUGGCCUGGAAGCACCUCUCUGAUACAUAUUUCGGGGUGAGAAACAAAUGCCUGAAGCUCCUCGGAUGUCUUGGCAUGGUGGAUGCUCCUCUCACCAAAGACAACGAGGGACUGGGGACAUUAUUAGGAGGAGUGAGGGACGUCCAGAGUAUCAUCAGUGACUAUUUUGGAGACCAGGAUCCCAGAGUCCGUACUGCAGCCCUCAAGGCCAUGCUGCAGCUGCAUGAGAGAGGAAUGAAGAUUCAUGAGAUCAUUUAUGACCAGGCCUGCAGGUUGCUGUCGGAUGAUUAUGAGCAGGUCCGCUCUGCAGCGGUGCAGAUGGUUUGGGUGCUCAGCCAGCUGUACCCAGAAAGCAUUGUGCCUAUCCCAUCAUCCAAUGAGGAGAUCCGGCUUGUUGAUGAUGCAUUUGGGAAGAUCAGUCACAUGGUCAGUGAUGGUUCCUGGAUGGUCCGGGUACAGGCCGCCAAAACACUGGGUUCGAUGCUGCAGGUCAGUCCUCACUUUCUGGAGCAAACUUUGGAUAAGAAGCUGAUGUCAGAUCUCAGGAGGAAGCGUACGGCCCAUGAGCGGGCUAAGGACCUCUUUACUUCUGGAGAGUUCUCCUCUGGCAGGAAGUGGGCCGACGAUGCUCCCAAAGAGAAACUGGACACAAACACCGUCAACCUUAUCGCCUCAGGAGCCUGUGGUGCUUUUGUUCACGGCCUGGAGGAUGAGAUGUUUGAGGUCCGUAUUGCAGCAGUGGAGGCGUUGUGCCAGCUGGCUCGGUCGUCUCCCAGCUUCGCAGAAAAGUGUCUAGACUUCCUGGUUGACAUGUUCAACGAUGAGAUCGAGGAAGUGAGGCUGCAGUCCAUCCACGUGCUGAGAGAAAUCUCAACCCAUAUAACACUCAGAGAGGACCAGCUGGACACUGUGCUGGCUGUGUUGGAGGACUCGUCUCGAGACAUCAGAGAAGCUCUCCAUGAAUUAAUUUGUUACACCAAUGUCUCCACUAAAGAGUGUAUCCAGCUGGCUCUGCUGGAGCUGCUGAAGAACCUCAACAAGUAUCCCACCGACCGCAACUCUGUCUGGAAGUGUCUGAAGUUCAUGGGUUCCCGUCAUCCAACGCUGGUGUUGCCACUGGUUCCUGAACUGCUUAGCACACACCCAUAUUUCGACACGCCAGAGCCUGACAUGGAUGAUCCGGCCUACAUUGCAGUGCUGGUGUUGGUGUUCAACGCUGCCAAGUCAUGUCCCACCAUGCCGGCACUGUUCUCUGACCACACCUUCAGACACUACGCCUACCUGAGGGACAGUCUGUCACACCUUGUGCCACCACUAAGGUUGCCAGGCAGCGGUCUGGACUUGGUGGACUCACGCUGUGGUUUGGGUUCUGUGGAAUCAGCUCAGCUCUUCCUUCAACAGAGUCUGAACAGGGUCAGCACCAUUCAGAACCUGGAAGCACCCGGAGCCAAGGACCUGCUGAACUUCACCAUACGCGACCUGCAGCGGCUAGGGGAGCUGCAGACAGAGCUUGCUGGAGCUGCUGAUUUCUGUGCUACAUAUCUGCGCUGCCAGCUGCUGCUCAUGAAGGCUCUGCAGGAGAAGCUGUGGAACAUGGCUGUCCCUCUCUGCUUCAAACAAAACGUCACAGCCACAGCAGCAGCUCAACAGAUCUUGGAGGAAACCUACAAGCUUGAGUUUCUGUACAGUGGUUUGGAAAGCAGACAGGUAGCCACCGUACAUCAUGUUCGCCUCCAAGCCAAAGCUCUGCAGCUCGUCCUGACUGCCCGUACCAGACAAGGGUUAGAUCCUCUCAUCAGCAGCUGUGAAAAGUUUUUGCAGGACAUUGAGUCAUUUCAGCGGUUGUUUCUGGCAGAGCUGCCCCACCUGCAGGACAGUUUUGUGGAUAAGCUUUUGGAGCUGAUGCCCCGGCUGUCGUCCUGUAAACCAGUGGAGAUGGUGAAGAUCCUCCAGACAACCCUGAGACAAAGUGGCCUGCUGCAGCUCAGACUCCCUGAGCAGAUCCAUCGGGCGACAGCCACCAUUAUUGAGCCAACGGGAGAGUCUGACAACCCGCUAAGAUUUACAAGUGGCCUGGUGGUGGCGCUAGACAUUGAUGCAACAUUGGAGCACGUCCAGAAUCCUCAGAACACUGUUAAAGUACAGGUUCUGUAUCCAGACGGACAGAGUCAUGUGAUCCAUCCUAAACCUGGAGACUUCAGAAAACCUGGACCUGACAGACACAGACUCAUCACACAGGUUUACCUGUCACACACUGCAUGGACAGAGCCAUCUCAAAUUGAAGUGCGUCUCCUGCUGGCCUACAGCUCCUCCUCAACCUCCCUCUGCUCCCCUUCUUCAGCUUCCAAGCUGGGAUGGAGCGAGAGCAUCGACAGUCUCCCACCACCAGAGGCCGCCGUAGAGGGAACCAUUCCGUUUAGCAAGCCCGUCAAAGUCUACAUCAUGCCAAAACCUUCCAGACGCUAAAGAAACUCUUAACAAACAAAAAACUGACAGAGAGACAGACAGAUGAGGCUUUAACUCUUUUCAGCUUUCACAUGCGUGGUUUUCUUGGCUUGUUUUUUAAAGAGGAUGCUCACUGCUUCACUUUCCAGAUUCAAAACUGAACAGAAAAGGUAAAGCCAUUUUGUUUUCAUCUUUAAAAGACACUCAUUUUAAACAUCUGGGCAAAAUGGCAAAUAAAUAUAAUGUAUGGUUAAGUGGUAGGAAGCAGAAGAGUAUUUUUUAUUCCUGGUGUGUCAUUUGUAUGGAGAAUACUUUUGGACUUUACAAUUGUUUCUGAUAAAGAUAAUCCCAUGUGAUGGUGA